AUAUAUAUACACACAUACAUUUCAAGAUUGCGAUCAAUAUAAAAGCCAAAACAGAAUAGAAGAAUAGGUGAAAAGAAAAUAAAAAGAAAAUGUAUGUGACCAGGCCUCUUUCUUUGUACAAAAGAGAUCCCUCAGCCCUUUCAUCACCACCUCCAGAAGGCCCAAAUUCUGGUAUUUUGGUAAUCCAAGAUGAAGAAGCUGAGCCUACUUGUUGUUUUGGAUUGUUCAAGAGCCAUCGAGUCAAGAACCUGCCUUUCCCUCAAAACAAGAAUCUUAAAGUUCUCUAUGACUCUGGUGGAGAGCACAAUCAUGUUUCGAUUAACCGUGUUCUUUUUAUUCCUGUGCUUAAUCUCCCACUUUCUUCCAAUCUGUACUACGUGAUUGAGCGAAAGGGAUCGGAUAAAGGGAAAGCAUAUUCAAGCUCAAAUGAUGAGGACAACAUGGAAAUGUGCUGCUUUGGUUGCUGUAUUUCUGAUAUGGAGCCACAGGCUUUGGAUCCGAGAGACAUAUAUGAACAAUUUGAGGUACAGAAAAGAGACUGGGGCGGCUAUGUUGCCAAGUCUGUAGCUCCAGAUGGCUAUCCUCCAAGAUUCUUAAGGAGAAAAGGAUGGCGAGUGUCAGCCUCAACUCCAUAUGAUUUCACGUUGAAUGAAGCACCAGGGCUUGACAGAAAUCUCCGUGCACGCCUGCCAGAUUUCAACUUCCCAUUAUCAGAAAAAACUUGUGCACCUGUAGUAGUAGGAAAAUGGUAUUGUCCUUUCAUGUUUAUCAAAGAACAAGGAAAGCUGAAGGGUCAGAUGAGUGGUUCAAGGUAUUAUACGAUGACACUAGAGCAAAGAUGGGAAAGAAUUUUUGAGUGUGAUAAUAUUGAAGGCAAGAACUCAGUGGCUGUGGAUGUUGUUGUUAAAAAAGAAGUGGUUGCAGUUGCAGGGAGGGAAGGUGUGUUGGAUGAAAAGAAUGUGGUUGAUGGUGGGGUGAUGUGGUUUAGGAGCAGUGAUGAUGGGGGAAGAGAAGCAAGUGUGGGAUUGAGUUUAGCAGUUGUUGAGAGAGUGAAGUGGGAGCAAGAAAGAGUGGGAUGGGAUGGUGGGAGAGAGAGGAGAGUGAGCGUGAAAAAAGUGGAGGAAUUCGGGGGAAUUGGUGAGCGGAAGAAAUUUGGAUGUUACGUGCUGGUUGAGAGGUUUGUACUGAGAAGAAUGGAUGGAAGCCUGGUGCUCAUAUGGGACUUCAACCACACCCACCAAAUUAGGAGCAAAUGGGAAUGAGAAUUUUUUUUUCGUUUAACGUCCAUAAAUAUUCCAUUUAUUUAUUCAUUUAAUGAUCAGUUUGGUAAUAAUGCAAUGCAUUCUUUAGAUUAAA
Molecule: messenger RNA, 1356 nt
Organism: Hevea brasiliensis (rubber tree)
Lineage: Eukaryota; Viridiplantae; Streptophyta; Magnoliopsida; Malpighiales; Euphorbiaceae
Exons: 2
Coding region: 90-1262 (390 amino acids)
Source: RefSeq, a predicted model, not a curated record